GAGAUUUAUGUCAACAUGGCGGCUUCCGUCCUUGCACGACUGGGCUUUGGUGCCCUUUAUAACAGUUUGUGUGCUCCCAAGCAGCUGCACACUGUGCAGGCACUGAGGGUCUGCUGGGGUGCUGCGGAGCAAGUAAGGGGUUAUUAUGUCGACUGGAGGAUGCUGAGAGAUGUCAAGAGAAGGCAGAUGGCCUUUGACUACGCUGACGAGCGGCUGCGGAUCAACUCGCUGAGGAAGAACACCAUCUUACCAAAAGAGCUCCAGGAGUUGGCAGAUAAAGAAAUCGCAGCGUUGCCACGAGACUCGUGUCCCGUGAGGAUACGCAACAGGUGCGUGAUGACCUCCCGGCCGCGGGGAGUGAAGCGCAGGUGGCGGCUCAGCCGGAUUGUCUUUCGUCACCUAGCCGACCACAACCAAAUGUCCGGCGUCCUCAGGGCCAGGUGGUGACUCCGGAGAACGGCCAGUGGUUGAAGUGGCAUUGACGGUGUCAAGUGUGACAGCCAAUCUGCGACUGGUUUUGACAUUUUGCAGUCAUCUGAAGGCCUUCAAGGAAUGGAUCAUGACAAAAAAAAUAAAGUUUAUUGUAUUGUAAA
This is a messenger RNA of Phycodurus eques (leafy seadragon), 593 nucleotides long. RefSeq names its product mitochondrial ribosomal protein S14 (gene mrps14). Gene Ontology annotation, biological process: translation. Gene Ontology annotation, molecular function: structural constituent of ribosome. The transcript has 3 exons. Gene Ontology annotation, cellular component: mitochondrial small ribosomal subunit; ribosome. Bases 16 to 447 code for a protein of 143 amino acids. NCBI's taxonomy places the organism in Eukaryota, Metazoa, Chordata, Actinopteri, Syngnathiformes, Syngnathidae. The record is from RefSeq and is a predicted model, not a curated record.